Lepisosteus oculatus (spotted gar) is the source of this 3210-nucleotide messenger RNA. It is a transcript of the gene ankrd6b, whose product is annotated as ankyrin repeat domain 6b. NCBI's taxonomy places the organism in Eukaryota, Metazoa, Chordata, Actinopteri, Semionotiformes, Lepisosteidae. The record is from RefSeq and is a predicted model, not a curated record. Gene Ontology annotation, molecular function: protein binding.
CUCAUGUAACGUGAGAGGUGACUUUCCCUGAUAAGCUCUGUCUUACUCUCAGAGCUUAUCAAACUGCAGUUGAAGGGAGAAGGUUCAGGUGUUAAUAGGCUGACCUCUGUCUAGAAAGAAGUGCAAUACUACCGACCUAGCGAACGCCUCAGGAAACCAGCCUAACAAUCCACUUUGCCUUGUUAGUGCAGACAAAUGGAAAAAAAAGUGAGUAUGAUGAAAGAUAAGGACCAGCAGUCGCACUCCUGGGCAUUUUCGGCUAGUCUGCUGUCGGUGGCUUUGGAGUGAAUCUGUAUUACAGAAGGCACAGCACUUCACAUCGUUGGCUGCCAGCAACAGAUUUAAAGAGCUAAAAGAUGACAUGAAGAGAGGAGCCCUGACGCGCAGCAGGACAAGGCUCUGGGAUGAAAAUGCUGUAACUAGACUUCCUGUGGCUGCCCUGGAGGGACACGUCGUGCCUACCAGUUGCUCUGGAGACAUCACAACUCUUCUGAUUCAUGAGCCAGCAGGAUGCUGCGGUCCAUGUGCUUUCAGAACGGCUCCUCGUAGCAGCGUACAAAGGCCAGGCGGAUGAUGUGGUGCAGCUGAUUAACAGGGGCGCAAAGGUAGCAGUUACAAAGUACGGCCGCACUCCACUGCACCUGGCUUCCUACAAGGGUCACGUUGAGGUCGUCCGCAUUCUGCUGAAGGCAGGCUGUGAUCUCGACAUUCAGGAUGAUGGUGACCAGACAGCUCUCCACCGGGCAGCAGUGGUGGGGAACACUGACAUUAUUUCAGCUCUCAUCCAGGAAGGCUGUGCUCUGGACCGGCAAGACAAGGACGGGAACACUGGUUUGCAUGAAGUUUCUUGGCAUGGAUUCAGUCAGUCCGUCAAACUGCUGGUCAAAGCAGGAGCUAACAUUCAUGCAAAGAAUAAGGCAGGGAAUACAGCUUUACACCUGGCGUGCCAGAAUGGCCAUGCCCAGAGCUGUCGGCUCUUGCUCCUGGGAGGAUCCAGGCCAGACAGCAAGAACAACGCAGGUGAUACAAGUUUGCAUGUUGCUGCCCGCUACAAUCACGUGGCCAUAAUCCGAAUUCUCCUGAGUGCUUUCUGUUCUGUGAACGACAAGAAUCAGGCAGGGGACACUCCACUUCAUCUUGCUGCUUGUCUAAAUCAUAAAAAAACUGUAAGGCAUCUCCUGGAAGCAGGGGCUGACUGUACCGUGCUGAACAAUGCAGGUCAGACUGCGCUGGAUCAGGCCAGAGAAUAUAAUAACCCAGAAGUAGCUCUCCUCUUGGCCAAAGCUCCUCAGGUCCAAAGCUUUAAUCGUGGGAGGAGUGUGAGGAAGAGAAGAGAGAAGUUAAAAGAAGAACGACGGGCACAGUCCGUCCCUAGAGACGAAAUGCUGCCGAGCAAGGGGAGCGUGUCUGUGGCAGACGAUACGCCCAGCAGCGACCAGCCACCCCAAAGAGGGGGGGAGAACCAGAGGAAAAUCUCUUCCAAGAAAGACCGGAAAAAAAAGAACAAGGAAAAGCCCUCGCUGUCGGACCCCCUGUCGAAGACAGACACCCAGCGCCGUGAGGGCAGUGGCAAGAAGAGAAGCAAGCUGCACAGCUCUUCGCCUGCGGCCCCACAGCCUCCUCUUCCUCACAGCUACAAGGCCUACCAGCUGUACACUCUCUACCGGGGCGAGGACGGCAAGAUCAUGCAGGCGCCAAUAAACGGCUGUCGCUGUGAGCCCCUAAUUAACAAACUGGAGAACCAGCUGGAAGCUACCAAAGAAGAGAUGAAGUCUGAGAUCCAGACGGUGCAGGACCAGAUGAACAGCAAACUGGGGCAACUGGAUUCCAAGAACAAGCAUCAGAUGAAGGUGUUGGAAAAAAUGACGGGAGAAAGGAUCUCGGCGGAGAGGACAGAGUGUCUGCACCGCAUCGACCAGAGGGCGGCGCUGGAGCGCCUGGAGGGGGAGAAGAAACAGGCGUCCGUGGUAAACGAACUUAAAAACUGGUGCUUGUCGAAGAUUCAGAACAUGGAGGUGCGUAUUUCCGGAGACUCCAGGAACGCAAAGCCCAGCCCGCCCGCGUCGGCCGGCGGGGCCGAUCCGGAGAGCCAGCGAGCCCCGCAGGAGAGCGUCGCAGGGGGAGCCAGCGUGGGCCCCGCGGCAGAAGAGACCUCAGGGAAACAGUACUUUGUGGUUCAGCAAGACAGCUCUCCAGGUGAAAAGCAAAAUGUUCCCGAGUUCUCUGGCGCAGCCCAGCCGGGAUCUCCUCAGGUCGUGAGGCCCAAGGAGCGGGCCCCGGCCUCUGCUGCCCCCAAGAGGCCGCCGCUGGAAGUGCGCGAGCCGGAGCCACCGGAGUGCCAAGCCCGGGGGGCGAACCCGCGGGUCUCGGACAGCCGCCUCCGCAGGUCGAGCAGCCUUUCUCCGGCCACCGAGCGGCGCUGUGGCAGGCCGGACAGGGACAGGGACAAGGAGAAAAGCAAGGAGAGGGGAAGACAUGGGAAGAAAACCCCUCUCGGCAAGGCGAGGCCCGACGCGCCAAAGGCCCAGGCAGGCCGCACCCAGGCGCCCUCCGGCGGCCAGUCCCGGGAGACCCGGCACGCGCUUGAAAUCACGCAGUACUUCUUCGAGGCCGUCUCCACGCAGAUGGAGAGGUGGUACGAAAGGAAGAUCGAGGAGGCCCGCUCCCAGGCUGACCGGAGAGCCUGGCAGGACCGAGAGGCCCUGCUGGACCGCAUCGGCAGCCUGGAAGACGAGCUGCGCCAGCUGAGGGCGAAGGCGCAGAAAGAGGGCGAGUACGAGGGCUGGCAAGGGUAGCGUGCUCCCCGACUUUCGACAGGUGGCAUCAAACAUCCGCUGGCAACUCCCAUCAGAAGAAAGGCAACACAUAAAAAAAAACAAACGCACCCAUUCUUUGUUAAAAUACAAUUUUUACCUGCCAGUUGCCUUCGGCACAUCAAAAGGUCAUUCCAGGAAAACCGACUGAGACGAUGUGCCCUCUUCCUCGUUUUCCACUCGGUAGUCUUCUCGUGUGAAUGUAAAACCAAACCGAGGUAUUGGAAAAAAGUUUUGUCGAAAACAGCCAUUGACACUAAAACAAGUGUCAAAAAUAAACUUAAUAUGAGGUUCCUGCAUGUAGCUUUCACUUCAUAAUGAUAAUGAACCGCGUUUGAAAAGCAGAUUGCAUUAGUGUUAGAACACUUCCUCCUGCCUUUUUUAAGAGGUUUUUUUU